Messenger RNA from Leptonychotes weddellii (Weddell seal), 4114 nucleotides. Its product is annotated as NEDD4-binding protein 2-like 2. Lineage: Eukaryota; Metazoa; Chordata; Mammalia; Carnivora; Phocidae. Gene Ontology annotation, biological process: negative regulation of transcription by RNA polymerase II. Gene Ontology annotation, cellular component: nucleus. Gene Ontology annotation, molecular function: transcription corepressor activity. The record is from RefSeq and is a predicted model, not a curated record.
GGCAGCCAUCUUGCGUACGGCGGUGCAGUUUCCCAGAUGCUGAGGGUUUGGGUGUUAGUUUCUCUGUGCUUUGGGGGGUGUUUGCGCUUUGCUUUCACCUUUUCAGAUGUUCGUAUCUUUCUAGACCACGAUUUUAUUGCGAGGUAAAAGUCAAUGUAGUGUAAGAUGCCUUAUGGUGAAAUUGAAGUGAAAUCCUUGGAUCAUGGUGAAGAACUAACAGGUGAACCAUGCUAUAAAAAACUGAAGUCAACUGAAGAGGCUUAUGUUUUCUCCCAUCAUGGUAGUGCUAAUUUUCACAGAAUCCAAGAGAAAACUGGGAAUGAUUGGGUCCCUGUGACCAUUGUUGAUGUCAGAGGGCAUAGUUAUCCUCAGGAGGACAACACCAAAACUACAGACUUGGUGAAACCUGUGCACGAUGAGAUUCCUGGCAAUAGUAGAUCAGAUGUUAUUGAAUCCAUUGAUCCACAAGUUUUACAGGAUGCAAGUCCUGCAUUGGUAUCCAAAGAUGAUGAGAUAUAUAGCACAAGUAAAGCAUUUAUAGGACCCAUUUACAAACCUCCUGAGAAGAAGAAAUAUAAUGAAAGGGGAAAUCACUCAGAUGCAAUCAGUGGUACAGAUGGCAAAGGAGGACAAGAACAGAAACAGAAAUUCAACUCCAAAAAAUCAGAGCUUGACAGCGAAUUAUUCCAGUUUUACAAGGAAAUUGAAGAGCUUGAAAAUGAAAAAGAUGAUUUGGAAGGCAGUUGUAAAGAACCCAAACCCUCUGAGGAAAAACUUAUUACGCAUUAUCAGGACCAUUAUAAUGAGCUGUUAAAAUCUGAAGAAGGAAAGGAAAGAGAUACUAGUAAUGUUCUUCAGUCACAUUGUGGUUUUCAGCAGCAGGUGGAGAAUGAACCAGGCAAAUAUCCUUGUAAUGGACAAGUAAUACCUGCAUUUUGUGAAGAUUCGUUAAUUUCCUUCAGGCCUGAAUGGCAGUCAGUGCAUUAUUUUAUAGUACCCCAAGGUCCUCCUCCUCCUCCCAUUUUUAACUGUCAUUUAAAUAUGCAAAGAUUUAGUGCUCCACUAAAUCCACCAUCAAAUAUUUUCCAUGCUCCAGAUGGGUCUCAGCAUCAAAAUGGGUAUUAUGUAAAUAGUGGUCACAUUAACUGGCAUUGUUUGACUUUUGAUCAGAACAAUGACUAUAUUGACUGUAGUGAGAAUCCCAAUAGAGAUGAUUCCUCUACAAAUGGUUACAGUGUGCAAGAUGCAUAUGUGAGUAACGGUUUCUGUGAAACCAGGGAAGGAUGCUGGAAAGAUCCUUCUAUGGACAAGCAUAAUGGAACAGACAGGCUUAUGAACCAGCAGUUUCAAGAUGAAAAGUUAAAUAAAUUGCAGAAGUUACUUAUUCUUUUAAGAGGUUUGCCUGGUUCUGGGAAAACAACGUUGUCUCGAAUUCUGCUUGGUCAGAGUCGUGAUGGCAUUGUAUUCAGCACUGAUGACUAUUUUCACCAUCAAGAUGGGUACAGGUAUAAUGUUAAUCAACUUGGUGAUGCCCAUGACUGGAACCAGAACAGAGCAAAACAAGCUAUCAAUCAGGGGAGAUCUCCAGUUAUAAUAGACAACACUAAUACACAAGCUUGGGAAAUGAAACCAUAUGUGGAAAUGGCCAUAGGAAAAGGAUACAGAGUAGAGUUUCAUGAACCUGAAACUUGGUGGAAAUUUGAUCCUGAAGAAUUAGAAAAGAGGAAUAAACAUGGUGUAUCUCGAAAGAAGAUUGCUCAGAUGUUGGAUCGUUACGAAUAUGAAAUGUCCAUCUCUAUUGUAAUGAAUUCAGUGGAACCGUCACACAAAAGCACACAAAGACCUCCUCCUUCACAGGGGAGACAGAGAGAAAGAGAUUUGAAGAAAACUGGGCACAGGCUCAGCAAAACCAAACAGAAGAGAAGCAGAAAAAGAAAUAAAAAGCAGAACAGUCAUAGUAAAAUCAUAGAGGAAAACUCACUUGAAACCUUAAGUUAUCGUACGCCAGGAGAUCAGGACUCAUCUCAAAGUGAAGAGGAAGACUUGGAAGACACCAAAAGAGAAUCGGCGUACACUUACACUGGUGGGCUGGGAAAUGAACAAGGAGAUUUAGUGAACAGCCACAAAGAUGAAGUAUGGAAAAGCAUAAAUCCUGAAGAUAGUUUUCCAAAUGUUGUAUCUGUAGUUGAGCUGGACAAUACACCAAAAAAUUACCUCCCUAAGGAAAACAAUGAUUUGUUUCAAAAUAUGUCAUUGAUGUCAAAUGAAAACUCUAUAACUUGCCCAACAAUGACUCAGAAUCUUUCCUGUGUAGCAAGUGAUGGCUGCUCAGGCACGAAGGUAGGAAAGCAUCCUGGACAUAGGCAUCCCACGGCAUCAGACAUCCAGGGCAGAUCCACUGAUGUCCCCUGCUCAUUUAUGCAGAAGAGAGAGAAGGUAGAUAAAAGACUCCAGAAUGAAACAAUUCUGUGCCAUCAGUAUGGGUCCAGAACCUCAGAUGAAGGUUUAAGAAAGGAACAAGGAGUAAAUGCAACUAAAAACAAUUAUUGGGCAUUUUUCUCAAACAAUCUAUCUGAUGAAGAAUUACAGCUGGGCUCUGAGAGACAACCCUGUUUGGGGAGCUGGCCUGAGGGACCUCAUAAAUUUAUAUGCGAACAAAGACCAAAGAAAGAUAGAUGGCAAAAGCUGGCCUCUCCAGACAGCAGAGGACAAUUGAUUACAUUGAUCUCCACUUCUGAAGAAACUUCAGUACCAGGAAGCAGUCCAGAAACAUUGGUAGAAGAGAAGCUCUUGGUAGAAAAUGAAGAUUUGUCACCCUCAGCUGAGAAUACAGAUUCAGUCAUAGCAACAGAAACUAGUAUCUUUAGAAGCUGCUUGCCUAAACUGGAUAUCCCAAAGAGUGACUUACACUCCACAAAGAAUAAGAAGAGGAGAGAGAAAAGGAUUUUCAAUUUGGCACCAAACUUUAACUUACUGGCACAGAGCUAUAUCAGUGUAAAAGAAAGAGGGGAAUGUGGCUUGCUAACAGAAAGCCAUGGGCUAAAAAUUAUUUUGGAAGAAGAAAAAGAUAGAAUUUCAGAAAUAAAUAAUAAAGAGGAGAAUACACAGAAACUUAUGACCUUUAAUCAUCAUCCAUCAUGGUUUUACUUUGAUAUUACCAAAGAUCCUCCUCUAAAUAUUGGUAGACCAUCUUAUUCUCAUUACUUGACAUUUAAUAGACACUCUGUAUAUUUUUACAGAAAUCCUAUUCCUUCUCUUGUGCUACAAUAUACAUCUAGCUUUCGGAUGGUAUCUUUUACAAGCAAGAAGUCAUUUUUGACGUUCAAAUCUCAAACAAGGGUAGAUAACCAACUAAGUGACAUAGGGUUUAGUUCUUCAGAAAUUUUAAGUAGCCAAGCUGAUCCUUUGUACUCUUUUAGGGUCACUUCUGAUCUUCACCUUUUAAAUGAAAGUUUUGAUGAGAAACUGAGGAUAUGGCAAGAACCUAAGCCGUUACAGUUCUUGCAAACUGAGGAUAACCAAGAUUUAACAAGCACUGGCUUUGAUGCCCUUGAGCUGCAGUUAUCACAAGGGUUUGCCUUUCAACUAGUGAAGCUUUUUGGAUCCCCUGGAGUUCCAAUGGAAUCUUUGUUGCCUAAUGACUGUGUGGUUUCCCUUGACUGGAAGACACUGAAGAUGAUCUACUUGCAAUGGAAGACAUCAGUAGAGAAAAGACAGAAGAAGAUUGGUUAAAAAUGAGAAUUUCCGGAACUUUGAAUUCUUCGGUCUUCCUGGUGCUGUUGAAGAUCCUAACCAUCAAGAAAGAGUGCUCAGUGCCCACCCAAAGGAUUAUUUCCAGCGAUAUACUCAUGGGAUACCAAAAUUGGUUUGAAUAAUCUGUCCAACCGUUCUUGAUUAGUUAUCUGAAUAAUAAAAAAACUCAACAAAAGAGGUAACAACUUGAACAUUUUAUUACCUAAUUUUGAAGAUGUUUGCCCUACUUUAAUUUGUUUUAUGGAAGAAAAUAAGGCACGGAAAACUUUAGUAGUUUAUUUUAAAAAUCGCAUCAGGAUGGAAGGGUAGGCCUUAUAUCCAAGUAUGGUGUGUGAUUCCAUUUCUAAAAUUCUAAAAUCCA